This is a messenger RNA of Mangifera indica (mango), 2596 nucleotides long. Its product is annotated as polycomb group protein EMBRYONIC FLOWER 2-like. Lineage: Eukaryota; Viridiplantae; Streptophyta; Magnoliopsida; Sapindales; Anacardiaceae. The transcript is spliced from 22 exons. The coding region runs from base 300 to 2210 and encodes 636 amino acids. Gene Ontology annotation, cellular component: nucleus. The record is from RefSeq and is a predicted model, not a curated record. Gene Ontology annotation, molecular function: chromatin DNA binding.
UUCUACACUUUCAAACACAACUUGAACUGUUUCGUCACUGCCAUUGCCGCCAUCGUUGCUGCUGUUGCACUUUCCGGUCAUUACCACCGUGUCUGACCACCACCAUCACUCUUUCACCACUGUUACGUCAGCCCGUUACUCCUUGCUUAUCCUCCUGUGAUGUCAGUUUGGCGUGUGUUUCGUUUGUGGAUUUAUUUUGUGCUUGAAUCUGAUUGGGGGUUGUGUUCUCUGUUUGAUCGAUGUUUGGUUUGGCUUACUGAAAUGGCCGUGCAAUCAUAUUCUGGAGCUCUCUAGCGAUAAUGCCGGGCGUUCCAUUGGUGGCAUGUGAAACGUCCUCGUACUCUAGAAGCACGGAUCAGAUGUGCCGGGAGGACUCUCAUGUGCAUUUAACUGCAGAAGAGGAAAAUGCUGCUGAAGAGAGUCUGUCUAUCUAUUGCAAGCCGGUAGAAUUUUACAACAUUCUUCAACGACGUGCUAUAAGAAAUCCAUCAUUUCUUCAACGAUGUUUGAACUACCAAAUUCAAGAAAAGCACAGAAGGAGAAUACAAAUGACAAUUUCCUUGUCAAAAACUGUCAAUGAAGGUGUACAAGCUCAGUGCCCUUUUCCUUUGUACAUUUUGUUGGCAAGACUAGGGUCUAUAACAGAGUGUUCUGCAGAAUAUCGCUUUAAUCGAGCUUGUAUUUUGACAAAUUUUGCUGGAGUUGAGGGGAGUACUCAAGUUCAGGCCAAUUUUAUUCUCCCUGACAUUAAUAAGCUAGCAUUGAAGGCCAAAUCAAGCUCACUAGCUAUCUUGCUUGUCAACUUUGCUGCAACCCCAAAUCCUUUGUGUGGAAUUGACUUAAACAAGGCUCGUUUGGGUAUGACAUCAUUUCCGUCAAAUGAUGGAGGAUGCUGCCUUUGUGGCAAGAUACCAUUGGAAUCACUCUAUAUGUCGUGGGAGAAUUCCCCAAAUUUGAGUCUGGGACAGAGAGCUGAGGUGAAGCAUCCAGUUGACAUGCUCUCUUGCUUCUUGAAGUUGAGUUGUUUGAAUAAGGAUAAAUGUGUCUCAAUCCAAAUACCCUUUUCUAAUUGUACCUCGUAUACAUCACAGCAGGUGCAUGUCACCAUUUCUGCAGAAGAGAUAGGAGGAAAGGAAAAAUCGCCUUACAAUUUAUACACUUGUAGUGAUAUUACUUCUUCAACAUUGUCUCGUAUCAUUCGGUUGAGGGCUGGAAAUGUUGUCUUCAACUAUAAAUAUUAUAACAACAAAUUACAGAGAACUGAAGUAACUGAAGACUUUUCUUGUCCAUUCUGCUUGGUGAAAUGUGCAAGCUUUAAGGGUCUUCGAUACCACCUGCCUUCAUCACACGAUCUAUUCAACUUUGAAUUUUGGGUUACUGAAGAAUAUCAAGCUGUAAAUGUAUCUGUGAAGACUGACACUUGGAGAUCUGAGGUUGUUGCGGAUGGUGUUGAUCCUAAGGAACAAACAUUCUUCUUCUGCUCAAAAAGACGAAGGCACAAGAGAUGGAAGAACCUAAUUCAACAUUCAAAGCAUCUGCAUCCACUUGUCUUAGAGUUGGGUAACAGUGGGAAUGAUUUUUGGAAUGCUAGUGUUGGGGUUGUGGAGUGUGCACAGAGUGUUACUCCCAGCUUUAAUGCUGUGGGAGUUUCAGGUGUUGCAGCACAAUCAUAUACUGAUCCUGAGUGCCUUCAGUCUGUAUCAGAAAACAAUUUUAGCCCCCCUGCCAUGCUACAGUUUGCAAAGACAAGAAAAUUAUCUAUUGAAUAUGCUGAUCCCAGAAACUGUACUCUCCUUCAGAAGCAACAGUUCUUUCACUCACAUAGAGCUCAGCUGAUGGCACCAGAGCAAGUAAUGUCAGAUCGGGAUAGCGAGGACGAAGUUGAUGAUGAUGUUGCAGAUUUGGAAGACCGAAGGAUGCUUGAUGACUUUGUUGAUGUAACUAAAGAUGAGAAGCAAAUGAUGCACUUGUGGAACUCCUUUGUGAGGAAGCAACGGGUGUUGGCUGAUAGUCAUAUUCCCUGGGCAUGUGAAGCAUUUACGAAAUUGCAUGGACAUGACUUGGUCCAAGCCCCAGCCCUUAUUUGGUGUUGGAGACUGUUUAUGAUCAAACUGUGGAAUCAUGGACUGCUUGAUGCACGCACGAUGAACAAUUGUAAUAUUACUCUGGAACAAUAUCGAACGCAGGAUUUGGAUCCUAUGAGAAGUUGAAAGGUAAAUUUUUUUUUUUUCUGUCAAAUAUGAAGAGGAAGGGUUCCCAUUUUUUUAAUGAUUUAUAUAAUUCAAAAAAUGUUGCCAUCAGUAACUUAUUUUAAAUACAUUUAAACAAAUUAUAGAGAAAAAGAUUUAGUGCAAAUAUCUGGUCUUCUAAUUUUAUAUUGGAGCUCAAAAAUGUUUGAUUUCAUGAUGCUUUGAUGUCAUGGGAGUGUCUUUGUGUAAUUCUUUGUUAAAAAGUUAUAAGACAAGAAAUGGUCAGAUCAGAAGUUGCAUAUAAGCCAUGUAUGAGUGUUGUGGCUGACGAGUUUCGGGGAUAUAUUUUUGAGUAACAAGCAUGGUUGGUUUGGUUAUUUUGAAUGAAAUUGGUUGAUUUGGUUCUU